Scomber japonicus (chub mackerel) is the source of this 1557-nucleotide messenger RNA. Its product is annotated as chromaffin granule amine transporter. Gene Ontology annotation, molecular function: xenobiotic transmembrane transporter activity; serotonin:sodium:chloride symporter activity. Gene Ontology annotation, cellular component: synaptic vesicle membrane; terminal bouton. Gene Ontology annotation, biological process: aminergic neurotransmitter loading into synaptic vesicle; xenobiotic transport; transmembrane transport. Lineage: Eukaryota; Metazoa; Chordata; Actinopteri; Scombriformes; Scombridae. The record is from RefSeq and is a predicted model, not a curated record. The transcript is spliced from 17 exons. The coding region runs from base 43 to 1557 and encodes 504 amino acids.
UCAUCAUCAUCAUCAUCAUCAUCAUCAUCAUCAUCAUUGAACAUGCGCUGGCUUCAUCAGAGUCGAGGUUCUCCCAGACUUGUUCUGGUGGUCGUGUGUGUCGCUCUGCUGCUCGACAACAUGCUGCUCACUGUGGUCGUUCCGAUCGUCCCGACGUUCCUUUACGCCAUGGAGCAUCCUGACCCGGAGCUCCACACCACUCAGCCCAGCCUCGGUCCUGGAUCACCUCCCUCCACCUCCUCUCCUCUGUUGUCCCUGUUUGGUAACUCCACCCCCCCAACCCCGACCCCGACCCCCCAGCCCGGAGCCACAGAGCUGCAGGCCAACCGGACCACUGACGCCUCGCAGUCCUCGUGUCUAGAGGACAGUGUGUUUCUGGAGCAAGAGAACGUGCGUGUGGGUCUGCUGUUUGCGUCUAAAGCUCUGGUGCAGCUGAUGGUGAACCCGUUCGUCGGUCCGCUCACAAACAGGAUCGGAUACCACAUCCCCAUGUUCGCUGGGUUCAUCAUCAUGUUCGCGUCCACCAUCAUGUUUGCGUUCUCAGGAACCUACGCUCUUCUCUUCUUUGCUCGCUCUCUGCAGGGAAUCGGCUCGUCCUUCUCUUCGGUGGCAGGUCUGGGUAUGUUGGCCAGUGUGUACACAGAUGAUGAGGAGAGAGGCAUCGCCAUGGGCAUCGCUCUGGGAGGACUGGCUAUGGGAGUCCUGAUCGGCGCUCCGUUUGGCAGUGUGAUGUACGAAUUCGUGGGGAAGAGCGCUCCCUUCCUGAUCCUCGCCUUCCUGGCUCUGUUCGACGGAGCGCUGCAGCUGUGCAUCCUGCAGCCCUCUAAGAUCUGUCCUGGGAGCGUGGAGGGAACGCCGCUGCUGACGCUGCUCAAAGACCCGUAUAUCCUCAUUAGUGCAGGCUCUCUGUGUUUUGCUAACAUGGGCGUUGCUAUCCUGGAGCCGACUCUGCCGAUCUGGAUGAUGCAGACCAUGUGCUCCCCGAAAUGGCAGCUUGGUAUGGCCUUCCUCCCCGCCAGCAUCUCCUACCUGAUUGGAACCAACCUGUUCGGUAUUCUGGCCAACAAGAUGGGACGGUGGCUCUGCUCCAUGGUGGGAAUGUUUAUAGUCGGAGUCAGUCUGCUGUGUGUACCUUUUGCCACCAGCAUCUAUGGUCUGAUUGGACCAAACGGAGGUCUGGGCUUCGCCAUAGGUAUGGUGGACUCCUCUAUGAUGGCCAUCAUGGCUUACCUGGUCGACAUCCGCCACGCCUCCGUCUACGGCAGUGUGUAUGCCAUCGCUGACGUAGCACUGUGUAUGGGCUUCGCUAUCGGACCGUCCACAGGAGGCGCUCUGGUGCAGGCGGUGGGUUUCCCCUGUCUCAUGGUGUUUAUCGGGGUCAUCAACAUCCUGUACGCUCCGCUCUGCUUCCUGUUACGUAACCCUGCUGUCCGAGAGGAGAAGAUGGCAAUCAUCGACCAGGAGUGUGUGAUGCACAGGAAAAGUUACAACACAGAGAAGGAGAGUCGCGACUUUCCUCUGAGCGACUACAGCGAAGAAGAAGAGACGGAAGAGUGA